Messenger RNA from Monomorium pharaonis (pharaoh ant), 930 nucleotides. It is a transcript of the gene IscU, whose product is annotated as iron-sulfur cluster assembly scaffold protein IscU. NCBI's taxonomy places the organism in Eukaryota, Metazoa, Arthropoda, Insecta, Hymenoptera, Formicidae. Gene Ontology annotation, biological process: intracellular iron ion homeostasis; iron-sulfur cluster assembly. Gene Ontology annotation, cellular component: cytoplasm; mitochondrial matrix. Gene Ontology annotation, molecular function: 2 iron, 2 sulfur cluster binding; ferrous iron binding. The coding region runs from base 103 to 588 and encodes 161 amino acids. The transcript has 4 exons. The record is from RefSeq and is a predicted model, not a curated record.
UUUGACAGGAUCAUCAUACGUCAUACGUAGAAUAUUUUGUACCAUAUCACGUUAUUGCGGAGAUAUAUCGGAGCGAUCUAUGACAAAGUGCGCGUAAAAGAGAUGGCAUUGUUCAGAGCGUUGCCCGCCGGAAUUGGCGUGACAUCCAAGAUUAUCUCACGGAGCGUUCCGGCCGUGUCUUAUCACGCAAACGUCAUAGAUCACUAUGAGCAUCCUAGAAACGUUGGUUCCUUGGAUAAGAAUGACAAACAAGUAGGGACAGGUCUUGUAGGAGCCCCUGCCUGUGGUGACGUGAUGAAACUUCAGAUCAAAGUUGAUGAAAAUGGCAAGAUAAUUGAUGCAAAAUUUAAGACUUUUGGUUGCGGCUCAGCUAUUGCCUCGAGUUCUCUAGCAACGGAAUGGGUUAAGGGAAAAACGGUGGACGAAGCAUUAGCAUUGAAAAAUACUGAUAUUGCAAAAGAGCUUUGCCUUCCACCUGUCAAGCUGCACUGUUCGAUGCUUGCCGAGGAUGCAAUUAAGGCUGCUCUAUCAGAUUAUCGUAUCAAACAACAGUCAAAAACUAAAGAGAAGAAUGAGACAAUCAACUGAAUUGAAAUAGUAAUGGAAGUGCUUUAAUUACACAAUAUCAUAACAGUAAAAAAUAGAUUUAGCUCUUUAUAGAUAUUUAUUAUUCUAAGAAAAUUAUUAUGCUAUUGUAAUCACAAUUACUUAGGUCGAGCUCGAGGAAUUGUACAUUCCUUAGGCUACACACACACACACACACACACACACACACACACACACACACACACACACACACACACACACACACACACACACACACACACACACACACACACACACACACACAACUUUUUUUUUAUAUUAAUAAAGCAAUAAAUCGUACCUGUAUUCCUGUCUCUUAUACUAGUUGAAAUAAAUUUAUUUACC